Messenger RNA from Arvicanthis niloticus (Nile rat), 1980 nucleotides. The record is from RefSeq and is a predicted model, not a curated record. NCBI's taxonomy places the organism in Eukaryota, Metazoa, Chordata, Mammalia, Rodentia, Muridae.
GGAAGUGAGCCGAGGGGAGAGGGCAAGGGGAGGGAGAAAGUGGAGGGGGAGGGCGGAGAUACCACCAUCACCAUCACCACCACCAGGAUGCCAGACGUGAAGGAGAGGGCGGCCCGGAAGGAGCCCGGCGCGGCAGACAGCGCCUCCCGUGAAUCCCGCGGGGGAAACACCCGGGAGAGCGCGAGCAGCGCCCAGGGGCACCGAUCGCGUAGGUUCAACCGUCGCCCGAGCACGGCCGCCCUCACCCCAGGGUCCGCGCAGGGGCGCGGGGUACAGACGGCGCCACGAGGUCCCGUGGGCCACGGAGGACUGCGGACCGGCCUGACCUCCCGGUGUCCCCAGCCCUCCGCCCGAGCGAAGCUCCCCCCGGUCACGCGUGGGGCACCGCUUCCACCAUCCCCGGGAAAGGGCCACUUCGGCGGGACCCCGAGCUCGCACAGGCUAGGUAUGAUGGAGAGAGCCCAUGACUCUUCCAAGCUUGAUUGCCAUUUGGAAGAAAGGAAGUUAUCUUCAAGCAGCCUGGAAGGCAAGGGCAAGGACACCAUGCCCAGCGACUUCUGGGACCAUCUAAAAGAGCAGCUGUCAGCUGUGCCCCCCGACUUCAGCUGUGCUCUUGAGCUUCUGAAGGAGAUCAAAGAGAUUCUCUUGUCCCUGCUGCUACCACGGCAGAGCCGCCUGAGGAACGAGAUCGAGGAAGCGCUGGACAUGGACUUCCUCCAUCAGCAAGCUGACCGUGGGGACUUGAAUGUCUCCUACCUCUCCAAGUACAUCCUCAACAUGAUGGUCUUGCUGUGUGCGCCAGUCCGCGACGAAGCUGUCCAGAGACUUGAGAACAUUUCAGAUCCUGUCCGGCUGCUGAGGGGGAUCUUUCAAGUCCUGGGACAGAUGAAAAUGGACAUGGUGAACUACACCAUCCAGAGCCUCCAGCCCCAGCUGCAGGAACACUCCAUCCAGUUUGAGCGGGCUCAGUUCCAGGAGCGCCUCAACAAAGAGCCCGGCCUCCUCAACCACACCACGAAGUGGCUCACGCAGGCGGCCACGCAGCUCAUCGCGCCUUCCACCAGUUGCUCCGACAUACAGGACUCCUCCAGCUCAGAUGACCCAUCUCCCAGUGAUGUCGCUGUCCCAGAGCCUCUCAGCCCAGCCAUGGUGCUGUCUCAGGGAUUCCUGAACCUUCUCACCUGGGACCCUUCAAAUGAAGAGUUUCCUGAGACGCUGGUGGCGGACAGAACCCGGCUGCAGGAGCUGGAGUCACAGCAGAACCAGCUGACCAUCCUUGCCUCCGUCUUGCUGGUGGCCAGCAGCUUCUCUGGCAGCGUUCUGUUCAGCUCCCCCCAGUUUGUGGAUAAGCUGAAACGAAUCACUAAGUCCCUGGUGGAGGAUUUCAACUCCAGGCCGGAGGAAGUGAUGCAGACUGUGAGUGAGCAGGUGACCCAGGAAAUCCACCAGAGUCUCAAGAGUAUGGGCCUGGAAGCUCUGAGCAGCGAGAAUACGGUGUCCCUAGUGGGACAGCUCCAGAACAUUGCCAAAAAGGAGAACUGCGUCCGCAGUGUCAUUGACCAGCGGAUUCACUUGUUCCUCAAGUGCUGCUUUGUCCUGGGUGUGCAGCGAUCUCUCUUGGACCUUCCUGGGGGCCUCACUCUGAUUGAAGCGGAACUGGCCGAACUGGGCCAGAAGUUUGUCACCCUGACACAUCACAACCAGCAGGUGUUUGCCCCAUAUUACACCGAGAUCCUAAAAACCCUCAUCUCCCCGGCCCAGGCCCUGACCACCAAAGUCGGGUCUCUCUGAUGGCAUCGGCUCAGAGCCCUGGCACCUUGGACCCAGGAGAAAGCCCAUCUUCCUGGGAUAACAUCACCAGUGAGCAGCAGAGCAGUCCCCUCUGCCCCACCCCCCACAGCCAGCACACCAGGGCUGUAGGGAUCAAACGUGAACAACUGGCCCAAACCCGCUCCAUAAUAAACUUCUGAACUGCAUGCA